This is a messenger RNA of Merops nubicus (carmine bee-eater), 605 nucleotides long. Its product is annotated as heparan sulfate glucosamine 3-O-sulfotransferase 3B1-like. Lineage: Eukaryota; Metazoa; Chordata; Aves; Coraciiformes; Meropidae. The transcript has 3 exons. The annotation marks the transcript as partial. Gene Ontology annotation, molecular function: [heparan sulfate]-glucosamine 3-sulfotransferase activity. The record is from RefSeq and is a predicted model, not a curated record.
AUGAGUUUAAUUUUGCUGGCAUAUUGCAGAGGUUUGCAAACCAGAUGCUGCUGCUGCAAGACAGUAAGAAGGAGGCGGGCAGGGAGCAGUUCAUCACGGCACCCGUGGGCUGCAGCCACAGCGAGGUCGAGGACAAGGGAGACCUCAUGCCCAGGACCCUGGAGGGGCAGAUCACCAUGGAGAAGACCCCCAGCUACUUUGUCACCAAGGAGGCCCCCGCCCGCAUCUCCUCCAUGUCCAAGGGCACGAAGCUGAUCGUGGUGGUGCGGGACCCCGUGACCAGAGCCAUCUCGGACUACACCCAGACGCUCUCCAAGAAGCCCGACAUCCCCACCUUUGAGAGCCUGACCUUCAAAAACAGGACUACGGGCCUGAUCGACACCUCGUGGAGCGCCAUCCAGAUCGGCAUCUACGCCAAGCACCUGGAGAACUGGCUCCUCUACUUCCCCAUCGGGCAGAUCCUCUUUGUCAGCGGGGAGAGGCUGAUCAACGGACCCUCGCGGCCCGACAUAGACCAGGAGGUGGUGCAGAGACUGCGGGACUUCUACCGGCCCUUCAACAUGAAGUUCUACCAGAUGACGGGGCAGGACUUCGGCUGGGACUGA